Messenger RNA from Otolemur garnettii (small-eared galago), 867 nucleotides. RefSeq names its product chromosome unknown C2orf73 homolog (gene CIMIP6). The transcript is spliced from 5 exons. The record is from RefSeq and is a predicted model, not a curated record. Lineage: Eukaryota; Metazoa; Chordata; Mammalia; Primates; Galagidae. Bases 1 to 867 code for a protein of 288 amino acids.
AUGGAGGGAGAGCAUGAUAUACAGCAACAGCAUGAAAUAGAAGAUGCUGGUAUAGUGUAUGUAACUGAAAAAAAAGAAGAAAUCGAACAUGAAAAAAACCCUGGAAAAAGCAUACAACAUUCAAAACCAUGUGUUGGGAGAGGACGUGUAUAUUAUGCUAAAUUCAUUUACACAAAUGCAAGAACAUACAAUGAACCAGUUCCCUACGUAGAUCCCAAAAAAGGGCCAGAAAAUCAGGGUGACUGGUGGCCACAUGUUAGAGCACUGGAACCCACCUCCCAACCACCUUAUGACACUAAGAGCACCCAAAGGAGUGACUUCCAAAAGCCAACAUGUCCAUUGGUUUUGCCAGUCAAACACAGCAAGAUGCAAAGGGCUUCCUGUGGAAUAGUUCCACUUGCCUCUCCUGAUGCAUCAGAACUUCAAAAGAAUUUUAUAGAAUGCAUCUCUUUUAUGCAUCAAUAUGACUCCAGGAAAACUCCUAAUGAGCCCAUCCAGGGAAAGAAACAUGGAGCUUUUGUGCAGAGAGAGAUAAAACCAGGGAGUAGGCCAACAGUUCCUAAGGGAACAGAGGUAUUAUUGAAUGCUCCAGGGUCAUGUUCAUCAGAACAGUCCAAAAAAACAGAGAAAGGAAAUUCAGCGGAAAGCAAAAUGAUCUCACCAGGUCACUGCCGACAAAAUUCCCAAGAGCUGUUACAGACUAAAACUCACUUAUCAGAAACAGACGUCAGACAGGCAGCCAAAGCGUGCCCCCAAAGUCCCGAGAGCAGGGAGAAGCAGAGAGCAGAUAUCUCUCCACCAACCAGGGGAGAUGCUGUUCUUACUAGCCAUGCGCCUUUAAAUCUACCAAUAAAAAAAUCAAGAUAA